This is a messenger RNA of Lutra lutra (Eurasian river otter), 2864 nucleotides long. It is a transcript of the gene AASDHPPT, whose product is annotated as aminoadipate-semialdehyde dehydrogenase-phosphopantetheinyl transferase. The transcript is spliced from 10 exons. Gene Ontology annotation, molecular function: magnesium ion binding; holo-[acyl-carrier-protein] synthase activity. Bases 1 to 1845 code for a protein of 614 amino acids. NCBI's taxonomy places the organism in Eukaryota, Metazoa, Chordata, Mammalia, Carnivora, Mustelidae. Gene Ontology annotation, cellular component: cytosol. The record is from RefSeq and is a predicted model, not a curated record.
AUGGAGAACGGAGUUGUGAUCAUCGGGGACAGGAGAAUUAGCGGGCACCGUCGCUGUGUGAAUUACUACUGCUGGCCCUGGGCUGACGUCCCCUGGCCGCCAAAGGGCGGAGGGGACCGUCUACAUCUCAGCGGAUGGCACCUCAUCUGCCGCGAAGUUGGGCAUCGACAGGGCUCCGCAGAGGCCAGUACCGCAGGGGCUGUGGUCACGAGGGUCCCCCAGAGGCGUCCAGACGGCCCUCGCGCCCCCGGUGCCCGGGCCACCGCACGGCCGCAGCGAGGGGUCCCAGGGCCGGCGGGGAGGCCAGGUCGGGGCGGCCGCGGGGCACAGCUCCGGGGGCCCCGAGCGGCGCGCUCCCCGUCGCCCAUAGCCCUCCCCGACCCGGCACACGGACGAGCCAAGGGGCGGCCAGAGCCCCGGGGAUCCCCUCCUCCGCGGGCCCCCCAGCACCGGGCGCUGCCAUCCCACUCCUCCCUCAGACCCCAGAGCUCACCCACCUGCAACUGCAGUCUCCGAAGUCUCCACCCUAGUCUCGCUGCCUCCGCAGGCCUGACUGCGAUUGGCCUGAACCGCUGUCCCGUUAGCGCUUCUCCGAGUGUGACUGGCAGCGCGGAGCGCAGAGGCGGGCCUCCGUCUCCGCCCCUAGUCCAUCUCUCCUGGAGACCGCGGCUGGGCCGGGGAAACCUGCGCGCCCGGUGGGCGGGGCGUCGUGCGCGUCGCCGUCCGCACCGCCCCCUCCGCCGCGACGCCGGGAAGAAGGGGGCGGGGCCACGCCAGCGUCCGCGCCAUCAAAGCCGGCGUGGCGGCGAGGUCCUUUCUCGGUGCGUGGUCUCACCCGCCCCGCGGUCCCGCUUGGUACCGGCCAUGGAGGGCGUGCGCUGGGCCUUUUCGUGCGGCACCUGGCUGCCGAGCCGCGCGGAGUGGCUGCUGGCCGUGCGGUCGAUCCAGCCCGAGGAGAAGGAGCGCAUCGGCCAGUUCGUCUUUGCCCGGGACGCUAAGGCGGCCAUGGCUGGUCGUCUGAUGAUAAGGAAAUUAGUUGCAGAGAAAUUGAAUAUCCCUUGGAAUAACAUUCGUUUGCAAAGAACUGCAAAGGGAAAACCAGUUCUUGCAAAAGACUCCUUGAAUCCCUACCCCAACUUCAACUUUAAUGUCUCUCAUCAAGGGGACUAUGCGGUGCUCGCUGCUGAACCUGAGCUACAAGUUGGAAUCGAUGUAAUGAAGACCAGUUUUCCAGGUCGUGGUUCAAUUCCAGAGUUCUUUCAUAUUAUGAAAAGAAAGUUCACCAACAAAGAAUGGGAAACGAUCAGAAGCUUUAAGGAUGAAUGGACUCAACUUGACAUGUUUUACAGGAACUGGGCACUGAAAGAAAGCUUCAUAAAGGCCAUUGGUGUUGGACUAGGCUUUGAAUUGCAAAGGCUUGAAUUCGAUAUAUCCCCAUUAAAUCUGGAUAUUGGCCAAGUUUAUAAGGAAACACGUUUGUUCCUGGAUGGGGAAGAAGAAAAAGAAUGGGCAUUUGAAGAAAGCAAAAUAGAUGAGCACCAUUUUGUUGCCGUGGCUCUUAGGAAACCGGAUGGAUCCAGACAUCAGGGUGUUCCAUCUCCGGAUGAUUCGAAACCAACUCAGAGGCAGUUCACUAUUCUCACCUUUAAUGAUUUAAUAUCAUCUGCUGUUCCUAUGACCCCUGAAGAUCCUUCAUUUUGGGACUGUUUUUGCUUCACAGAAGAAAUUCCAAUACGAAAUGACUUGCAUCUGACCGGCAGUGAGGGCCGUGUCUCCUCUCACAUCUCAUUUCUGUCUGUGAAGAGGACUCCCCCAAGCCCCGCGUCUCCCCUCGGUUCCUGCUGACCCAGGUCCCUGAGAAAGCUGUUCUCCAGCAGUAUCUGCCUCUGUGGGAAGUGGACUCUGGGUAAGGAGGAGACUGAGGCGCGGUAGGGGGUAUGGCCGGGGCGGGGGUCGGGGGGACGUCCAUCCCACUGCCUGAGGCCUAAGCGGGGUGCACCAUGGCGCACGGAUUCCUUGCCCCGGGUUGGGCGUUCUGAUUGCAGUUUUUACAAUGGGCAUUGGUGCAGUGGUUGUCCUUGCAACCGUGUUGUGAGGUGUACGUGCUUAUUUCUGUCCUUAAGAAAAAUUCUGCAAGUGGUUCCCAAGGCUUGAGUGCUCUUAGAGCUUUGAUAAGUAAUGCCAGAUUUCUCCCGAAAGGUGUGAUUUCCACGUCCUUAGUGUCAGGUGUGUGACCAGCCAUCACUCCCACUAAUUUUCCCUGCUCAGCUAUAGAUAGGAGCCCUUUUUUAAUUUAAUCUUUGCCAAUAUAAGUGGAAAAUGGUAUCCUAUUUUUUUAAUUUGUAUUUCUUUAAUCAUAAAUGAGAUUGAUACAUCAUUGUUGUUAUUGACUGUUUUUAUUCCUUUUUUAUGAGCCACUUGUUCAUUGUCUUUGCGUCUUUUAAAAUCUAGCAAAUAGAACUUAAAGUGGGAACAUAAUAUGUAAGAUGCCAAGACUGUCCUGUCGACGACAGACUCUCUUUUCUGGCCGUAGUGCAUGUCUUGGGGAGUGCAAGUCUUGUUACUGUUAAAUAUCAAGAAAUGAAAUGACGUCAUUGUUUCUGUUACUAAAAUUAAAAAUUGUGUGUAAAUUGUAUAAAAUUAGGUACUUCGCUCAGUAAAAAAAAAAAAAGGAAUGUUUUGUAAUUUUUUUUUUUAUUUUAUUAAGCAUGCCCAAAUAUCCCAAGCGUAGUAAAUAAUGUGUUUUUAAAAGACCAUAUAGCAUCUGGAAUAGGAAACAGUGUUGUCCCUAGCAUGAAUGUAAUGGUGAAGUGAAAACCUGUCAUCUGUCUUGUCAUGAUAAUAAAGCAGUUAACUUUCCUGAA